CCCCGAGUCCGCCGCCGCCGCCGCCGCCGCCCACCUCCCUUCUUCUCCCAAACAUUCAACCCUAGUCUCCGGCGAUGGCUCCGAAGCGCGCAGCGAAGAAGCCGGCGCCCCCGCCACCGCCUCCACCUCCGGUUGCUUCCUCUGAUGAGGAGAGCGACUCCCGCUCGCGCUCCGAAGAGUCGGACGACGAAGACGCCAUCGCCGAGUCCCCUCCCCCCGCCCCCACCCCCACCCCCAAGAACACGCCUGCGCCCCCGCAGGAGGGCGAGGAGGAGGAGGAGGAAGAGUCUGACGAGGAGGAAGAGGAGGAGGAGGAGGAGUCCGAUGAGGAGCCCGCCCACGCGGCCCCCGCCCCCAAGAAGAAUCCGCCUCCGCCGCCCCAACAGAGAAAGGGCUCCGACACUUCCGACGAGGAGGAGGAAGAUGAGGAGGAGCCCACCAAGGCGGCCCCUCGGUCCGCCCCGAAGAAACAGCCUCCACCGCCGCCGCAACAGAAGCAGGAAUCCGAUGCCUCCGAAGAGGAAGAAGAGGAAGGUGAGUCCGAAGAGGAGGCGCCGCCGCCGAAGCCGAUGCUUGCUCUAAAGCAGGCGCCAGAGGAAGAAGAGGAAGAUGAGUCCGAAGAGGAGGCGCCGCCGCCGAAGCCGGUGCUUGCUUUAAAGCAGGCGCCAGAGGGCCUGAAGCCCCCGGCGGCGGCCGAGACCAAGAAGCCGGCCGCUUUCAGCCGCAUCUGGUCCACCGACGACGAGGUCCGUAUCCUCGAGGCCCUCGCCGCCCACCAAAAGCAGCACGGCACCCUGCCGCAGCCGGAUGCCCUCGUGGACGCCCUUGCAGGAAAGCUCGACAACCGUGCCUACGGCAGCAAGGAGCUCCAGAGUAAGGUCGCAACCCUGAAGCGUCGGUACCUCGCGCUCAGCAAGAAGGGCGAGGUCCCGAGCAAGGAGCACGACCGCCGGGUACUGGACCUUUCCAAGAUCGUCUGGGGCGGCGGCGACAUGUUCACCGCGGCAGCUGCCUCUGCGAAGGCGGCUGCGAAUGACCACACGCGCAAGGGGUUCGAGGAGAUGUGCACGCUGUACCCGUACCUAGCGGACCAGGUGAAGGAGCUGGAUGCCGCGAGCCCAGGCAUUUUCAAGAGGCAGUUCGGGAUGAUGGACGACGACAAGGCGCGCUCCAUGGACGAGAAGAUCAAGAAGCAGAGGGUGGCGCAGAUGAAGGUGGAGCUUCGCCGCCACGACCUGGCCAGAGAGGUGACCAAGGCGAUCAUCGACCUGGUCGACUGACGGGACCCUGGUGAGCUUACGAGGUACAACCUGAAACCGUAUCUUUGAUCGCCUGAAAUUGGUGCGAUGGAAUGUGGCGAUGUGGUGUAGCAAGAAGGUUUCUGAAACCAUGAGCUAUAAUCUGCAGAUUUAGGCUCGCUCGAUGCAUGAGACAUAUGGUGGGACUGCAUAUUGUGCCUGGCGUUGUAAGAAUGUUUUUUUGCGUGUGACCAGAGCAUCCUAGAAUUAGGAAAUUAGGGUGUCUUUAUUUAUGGUGCAAGCAUGAUGAGACAUGUGCUGGAACUGCAAAUUGUGCUUGUGGAUUAAGAAUGUUGUCCUGUGUGGCUAGAAAAGUACGCAGGUGGUGCAUGAAAUGGUCGCUGAAUGUGUAGUUGGUUCAGUAAAGUUGUUCUGUUCUUCCUUUUGA
Hordeum vulgare subsp. vulgare (domesticated barley) is the source of this 1686-nucleotide messenger RNA. RefSeq names its product neurofilament medium polypeptide-like. Gene Ontology annotation, biological process: regulation of DNA-templated transcription. NCBI's taxonomy places the organism in Eukaryota, Viridiplantae, Streptophyta, Magnoliopsida, Poales, Poaceae. The record is from RefSeq and is a predicted model, not a curated record. Gene Ontology annotation, cellular component: nucleus. The transcript has a single exon. Bases 75 to 1280 code for a protein of 401 amino acids.